This is a messenger RNA of Insectozyma verbasci, 990 nucleotides long. Lineage: Eukaryota; Fungi; Ascomycota; Pichiomycetes; Serinales; Debaryomycetaceae. The record is from the annotation of a GenBank genome assembly.
AUGAUUAGUAAAAGAUGGUUACAAACUUCAUCAAAGAGAUGUUUACCAAGAUUUACAAUGAAUAGUGGAUCUCCAAGAACUAGAAUUACUAAAGAAAUAUCUCCAGAAGAAGUAAAACAAUUUCAAGAAGCUCAAUCAAAAGCAAAAGAACAAGCAAGACAAACGUAUAGUUUUAAUAAUGAUUCCUCAGGAUAUCAAUUUCAUUUGCCAAAGAAUACAAAUGGUAUAAUAACACCACAAGAUCCUAUCUAUGAUAUUUUAAAAGAACCAACUUUGGUAAUUGAAAGAAAAAUUGAAUUUAUGAAUUUAUUUUUAGGAUUUGAACAAGCAAAUAGAUAUAUUAUAAUGAAUUCUGUAGGUGAUACUAUUGGAUUUAUGGAAGAAAAAGAUGUUGGAAUUGGUAAAAUGUUGGGUAGACAAUUUUUUAGAUUACAUAGACCAUUUGAUAUUGAUGUUUUUAAUUUAAAAGGUGAAUUAGCAUUAAGUAUAAAAAGACCAUUUUCAUUUAUAAAUUCUCAUAUAAAAGCAUUAUUACCAGGUUAUGAUUUGAACAAUGAAUUAAUGUAUGAAAUAGUUGGAGAAUCAGUACAAAGUUGGCAUUUAUGGAGAAGAAGAUAUAAUUUAUUUAAAUUAGAAGAUGAAAAAACUGAUGAUUAUAAUCAAUUCGGAGAAAUAGAUGCUCCAUUUUUAUCAUUUGAUUUUCCAAUAAAAGAUGAUAAAGGUAAAAUAUUGGCAAGUAUAGAUAGAAAUUGGGUUGGAUUAGGUAGAGAAAUGUUUACAGAUACAGGUGUUUAUAUAUUAAGAUUUGAUCCAAUGUCAUUCCAAGGAUUGGAACAAUAUUAUGGAAAUAAUAUAUCAACAAAGGGAGUAACAUUAGAUCAAAGAGCUAUAAUGUUAUCAUGUUUUACAAGUAUUGAUUUUGAUUAUUUUUCAAGGCAUUCCGGUGGCCAUGGAUUAUUUGGAUUUGGUAGCAGUUACGACGAAGUUUAA